Molecule: messenger RNA, 1833 nt
Organism: Aspergillus calidoustus
Lineage: Eukaryota; Fungi; Ascomycota; Eurotiomycetes; Eurotiales; Aspergillaceae
Source: the annotation of a GenBank genome assembly
AUGGCUGUCAGGUCUAGGCUGCGCUCUGCAUUCCGCCGUCGCAAUACCGAUGAGUUUGUUGCUCCUGAGGCUGUCACUACAGAACAAGCUUUCAAGAUCGAUCCUUCACCCGAGUCUGGUCUUGCCCCUGGGGAGGGAUUCAAGCCCGAGAAUUCUCCCGAAGGCAGUUCUCAGAACGACAACGUCCAACCGCAGGAUGCACAUGAGAACACCCAGCGUGGUGUUAACGACGUCGAGGCCGUCACGGCCACCUGGUCGAAGGCUGCCCUGAUUGCAGUUUUUAUCAACAUAUGGUUCCUCUACUUCGUCAACGCCUUUCAAUCCUCGAUCUUGUCUAGUCUCCUGCCAUACGUUACCAGCGACUGGGACUCUCACUCGCUCCUGACAACGAUCUAUGUCGUUGCGGACGCCGUCACUGCCGCUGUUUAUAUCCCCCUCGCGAAGAUUCUUGACGUAUGGGGCCGUGCUGAGGGUUUCGCGCUUAUGACCCUCUUUGCGACCAUGGGUCUGGUUAUGAUGGCUGCGUGCCAUAACCUGCCUACGUUCUGCGCUGCAUAUGUCUUCUACACCCUCGGCUUCGGCGGAAUGACAUACACCGUCGACGUCAUCACAGCCGACUCGUCAAGACUGAAGAAUCGAGCCCUCGCUUACGCCUUCACAUCCUCGCCCUAUAUCAUCACAGCCUUUGCAGGCCCUAAGGCCGCCGAGGAGUUUGAAGAGAAGUACAGCUGGCGCUGGGGCUUCGGCGCGUUCGCGAUUAUUUUCCCCAUCGUCGCUGCGCCGCUGUUCGUGCUCUUCAAAGUGAAUCUGAGGAAGGCGGCCAGCCAAGGAGCGCUCGCUCGGGAGUCUAGCGGACGGACGCUGAUGCAGAGUAUCUGGCAUUAUAUUGUCGAGUUUGAUGCAUUCGGCGUCUUCGUCUUCUCCGCCGGGUUAACAGUCUUCUUCCUCCCCUUUGAAAUCGCCGACUCCGCACCCCACGGCUGGUCAACUGGCUACAUCAUCGCAAUGAUCGUCGUGGGCGUGGUAAUGCUCGCCGUCUUCGUCAUCCACGAACUCUACAUCGCCCCCGUCCCCAUGAUCAAAUUCAGCUUCAUCCGCGACCGCACCGUCAUCGGCGCCUGUCUCCUCGACGCAACCUACCAAAUCGCCUAUUACUGCUGGGCAAACUACUUUACGUCCUUCCUGCAGGUAGUCAAUGACCUCACACUUUCAGAGGCCGGGUACGUGAGUAACACGUUUGAUGUCGUGAGUGGGGUACUGCUGUUCCUUGUGGGAUGGAGUAUUCACAAGACGGGGCGGUUCAAGUGGUUACUCUACAUUGCGGUUCCGCUGUAUAUCUUUGCGCAGGGGCUCAUGAUUUACUUCCGCCGGCCGAACCAGUCUGUUGGAUAUUUGGUCAUGUGUCAGAUUUUCAUCUCGAUUGGUGGGAGUAUCUUUAUUAUUAUUGAGCAGCUCGCCAUUCUAGCGGCAGUUGACCAUCAGCACGUUGCAGCCGUUCUGGCCCUCCUCAACGUCGUCGGAACAGUUGGAGAUGCGAUGGGGAAUACAAUCUCAGGCGCCAUCUGGACGAAUACCUUCCGCAAGGCAUUGAAGAAGGACCUCCCUGCCUCGGAACUGCCCAACAUCGAUGAUAUCGUCGGCAACUUGGAUACGCAGAAAGGAUAUCCAAUUGGAAGUGCGGCAAGGUUGGGCGUUCAAAAGGCGUAUGGGUAUGCGCAGACGAGGAUGUUGGCUGCGGGCACGGGAAUUAUGGUUCUUUGUUUCAUCUGGACGGCAAUGAUCCGCAAUAUCAAUGUGCAUAAGGUGGCCCAGGUCAAGGGUGUAGUGUUUUAG